Messenger RNA from Episyrphus balteatus (marmalade hoverfly), 1292 nucleotides. RefSeq names its product vesicular integral-membrane protein VIP36. NCBI's taxonomy places the organism in Eukaryota, Metazoa, Arthropoda, Insecta, Diptera, Syrphidae. The coding region runs from base 32 to 1096 and encodes 354 amino acids. Gene Ontology annotation, cellular component: Golgi membrane; endoplasmic reticulum-Golgi intermediate compartment; endoplasmic reticulum membrane. Gene Ontology annotation, biological process: endoplasmic reticulum to Golgi vesicle-mediated transport; endoplasmic reticulum organization; Golgi organization. The record is from RefSeq and is a predicted model, not a curated record. The transcript is spliced from 5 exons. Gene Ontology annotation, molecular function: D-mannose binding.
UUAAUUAAAAAAAAAAAAUAAAAAUUAUGCGAUGGCACAAGCAGCUCCUUCUUCAGCAUCUCCCGUAGAACAAAAAUUACAUUUUUCAUCAUAUUUUAAUUUAAAUAGUUCAUUUAAAAUGCCAAAACUUAACACAAUAUUUCUAAUAUUUAUUCAUUCCCUUUGUUUGUGGCACAUUGAUGCCAGAACAAGUGAUUCCGAGGAAUAUAUGAAGCGAGAACAUUCCUUAGUGAGUCCAUUUCAUGGUUCGGGAAUGAAUCUUCCAUAUUGGGACUUCCUCGGCAACACAAUGGUCUUGAAUAAUUUCAUUAGACUGACGGCUGAUAUGCAAUCAAGAAGUGGAGCGAUAUGGAAUUUAGCGCCAUGCAUGUCACGAAACUGGGAAAUACAUGUUAUGUUCAAAGUUCAUGGCAAAGGUUCUGAAUUGUUUGGCGAUGGAUUUGCUAUUUGGUAUGCAAAAGACCGAAUGAUCUCUGGCGAAGUAUUCGGAAGCAAAAACUUGUUCUCCGGCUUGGCUAUUAUAAUGGACACUUACAGCAAUCAUAAUGGUCCACAUAAUCACAAUCACCCUUUCUUAAGUGCGAUGGUUAAUAAUGGUUCCUUAAGUUAUGACCAUGAUCGGGAUGGAACCCAUACACAAUUGGCCGGAUGUGAAGUACGUUUCCGCAAUGUCGCUUUUGACACGCAAGUCAGAAUACGUUACGAAAAUGAUAUUCUAUCGGUUUCCACGGAUUUGGAAAAUACCAACGAAUGGAAGAGUUGCUUUGUUGUGAAAGAUGUCGAACUCCCAACUGGAUAUUACUUUGGAAUAUCAGCAACUACCGGUGAUCUCUCCGAUAACCAUGACAUUCAUUCAUUUAAAUUCUACGACUUGGAUACGGAUUUCACACAUGAGCAAGCUAUUGAACGAACCAAACUUAUUCCAAAUGCAAAAAGUUUCGAACCACCACGAGAACAUAAAGACGAUUCUAAACCAGGAAUGUCCAACGCAAAGAUAUUCUUCAUUCUUCUCUUUGGAAUGUUGGCAUGCAUCGCUGUUUGCAUAUUUGCAAUUUCCUACUACAAAGAGAAGAAUUCAAGAAAACGAUUCUAUUAAAAGAUUCUUUUUCUUUCCUAGUGCAAAUAUUAUUAAACAAACAAAUUAAAAAAAGAAGAAAAAAAGACUCGACUGAAGAUCUUAGUCAUUGAUUAUAAGUUACUCCAAAGAAGCCUAUACUCAUCAUCUUACUUGAUCUUUUGCUUGUAAGAUAGUUUGGCAAUGCAUUGAUUUAUUAUUAUUUCAAAGAACAAAA